Messenger RNA from Dinoponera quadriceps, 3044 nucleotides. RefSeq lists its product as uncharacterized. The coding region runs from base 837 to 2921 and encodes 694 amino acids. The transcript has 12 exons. NCBI's taxonomy places the organism in Eukaryota, Metazoa, Arthropoda, Insecta, Hymenoptera, Formicidae. The record is from RefSeq and is a predicted model, not a curated record.
ACGCCAGCCGUGCACCAGCACUCAGGAACGGGCAGCCGCGCGACUGGACGCGUCCGUGCGCAGCAUAUUUUUGUUUAUAAACGCCAUAACCUAGACGCAACAAGUGGGUCACGGUGUUGUUGUAUACGAUGUGCUGCGCGGGCUAUCGCGUCGCGGCGCGCGCGACGAUGAGAGAAGCGCGCGACGCACACAUCCCUCAAUGGGAAAUCGCUACGGGAAUCGUGACGAGAGAAUCGCGGACGCUGCUGGCUACCACCGCCGCUGCUGUCUAAAUGCGCGCGCGCGAUUAUUUACACGCCUCUACGUAUAUCGUACAAUAUAGCGAGCACUACACUUGUAAACAAUCUCCCGGAGGGCGGCGAGCAGUACCGUAGGAAGCCCGCACGCGGAAGUAGUCUCCCGCGACCAUCGCUUGUUCACCAUUGGCCAAUCGUCGACGGUUAUCACCAGUUAUCGUUCGAGCUUCGCGUGUAUCUGCCGUUCCCGGGCGUUUUUUCUCACUGUCGUUUACGCGCUCGUCGAGAUCAGCCAAUUUGUCUGAUGUCGUGUAUAAGAGGAAGUAAACUAUAUUUGUCUCAUUUAAAUUGUAACGAUUACGAUUAUAUUCGGUCGGUAUGUCAGGUCUCAUAACCUAGCAAAACUUGCUUCUCAAGGCUUCAUUAGUAGUUUGCCUUCACAAAAAAUGUUUUUUACACAAUAAAGAGUGACGACUUUCGUAUCGUGAACAUUAUAAGAAACGAUGUAGUAUGGAAUGUUAUAUUUAAAGAAACUUGGAGAGGUUGAGUGUAAUCUAUUGCGUGUGUAUGAAAUAGGAAAGUUAAUAAAAGUUAACAACCAUGAGUAAACAAGACUCAAGAUCAAAAACAUUUAAGCGUGCUGAGAAAAACUUGCAAAACAAAUUGAGCACUACAUUUUUGAAGAACUAUCCACAUCAUCUAAUGCCGGGUUACAACUUGAACAAGUCGCCAUGCAUUGAGGAAUGGGAUGAAGAAAAUAUUAUAGGAUUCUUUCAAGAAUUUCCAUAUAAUUGUGACUUUCCCAAGCCUUUAUUACCACCAGCAAGGUUACCAAGAACAGUACUUAGUGAGGAAGAUCCAGCCUUACAACUUCUUACUGUCAAAAACCAUUUAAAGGAUGAUAUAAAUAGAAUAAUAAAUUAUUAUCAGAAACAUGAAAAAGAGUUUGGUGUACCCAAGAAGAAGACAAAGUGGAAAGUAAAAAAUAAUGGAUCUAAUGCGUACACAAAUAUACCGAGAUAUGUUGCAGAUAUAGCAGAACUAAUCGAAAUGAAUCCUGAUCCUUAUUUUGAGGAGGCUUAUAACUGGUAUUAUACUGGUGGAUCAUUGAACUAUAUCCAAUUAAAUGGCUGGGAUAUUCUGUUGUUUCCAUUUAUGGGAGAUUUAGUUGCUGCAAAUAUUAUUGCUAUGGAGGAUUCUAUAUGGAAGCCGUUACUGCAAAAUUCAGCUAAAUAUGAACUACAUGAAGCAUUAUAUGAAAUUAGACACAAUAGUAUUGAUAAUACAUGUAGAAUUUUAGGAAGGCAUAAAAAUCAGUGCGCACUUUAUACGCUCUGCAAUUUUGAAAAUCAUUUAAUACUUAAAGAAAUUCAUAAGCAAGCAUCAAAGAUACCAUACGUCAGUGCUGAUUUGAGUUUAAUCAAUGUCAAUCAUCAUUGUACACUAAACGCGGAUAAAAUCUUGUCUUUAUGGGAUAUUACUAGGACAUAUCACAUCAGCAAUGGUUCCGUAGUGCAAAAUAAGGCUCAGGAUGCUUGGGGAAGUGUAAGAUUCCAGCAGGGAGAUCCAAACGUAUUGAUUUAUGUAGACCGAUGUUGUUUACAUUAUAUUGAUACCAGAACCUCCUUUGAUCAUCCGAGUCUCACACUGUGUCCAAAAUCACAUUUAGAAAAUUGCGAGAGCCUCUCAGUGGAUGCGGCGAGCAGAAAUGAUUCUUGCCGAUACAUAGGUACCUAUCAUUCUCUGUUAAUGUGCGAUAAUCGUUCUCCGAAACAAUGUAUACAGCAAAAAUGGACGCAUCAGUUUAAGGACACUCCGCUAUUGAUGACUGUAACGAACAGCAAUAACAAGGAGAUCGUCGUCUUGUCAAGUCAGACAGCCGGCGAAAGUGCUAUAAUUCUGAACACUUGGGCAAGUUUGGAGGCAUUCCAUUCCUUUAAUUUGCCUUUUAAACCCCCAUACAUAGCGGAAACAUUGAACGAGGCUCAAUUGGGAGGGAUGUGUUUGGAUCCAUACUUACGAAGCAGAUUUGAUCUAUGUAACGUCGGUAGCACGCUAGCCACAAGUCCAAAAGGAGAAGUGUCUUUCUUCGUACAAAAUUCGAUUGGUGAUAUAUUUUAUCAGUGCAUAACACACGAAACCGUAUUGGAUAAGUAUUCACCGGUAAAUAACAAGGCAUGUUACGCGUUAAGUAUGUGGGAGAAGGCUUUGUUAGCACAACCUGAACCGUUGGCACCCUUGACGCUGACUAAUAAGCAUAAUAUGGAACACAUAUUCAAGAGUUUUACGAAUAGAAAGCUCCGUAUGAAAACUAGCGAAGACGUUGCGGACGAUCCUUUCGAGCCAACCUGGAAACAAUCCUUAUCUAUGCUGGGAUCAUAUAUCGACAUAUUAGCCCCGGAACUUCUCGCGGUUUGGGAUGUACGUGAGGAAGUAGCGAUACCCGUGACCGCGGCGCCCCACCAGAAAGUAUUGAGUUGGUUGGAAUCGUCGCAGUAUGCCGCGCAAUCACAGCCUGAAUAUGUAUCUACACCUGUUAACACUCAAGAAUUGAUUAGUGUGUCCCAACAGCAAGAUAUCGCGUGUAUUGAUGACAGUAAUGUGCUGCAAGAGAUACUGUUGCCGAAAGUCGUGUCGAAAUCAAGCAGAAGACCGAGAAAUAUAAUUCGCUCAACUCCGGAUUAACAUAAAAGGAAAUUACCGUGAGAAGUACUGUGAUACUACUUGAAAUUUGUGUUACAUUUCAUUUUUGCAAAUAUACAUAAGAAUCAUUUCAUUUAUGCGUAUAGGUAACAACGUAUAUUCAUA